CCUCUCUACACGGCUUUUCGUUUUAAGUGCCUCUCUACUCUGCGCCAGUAUCAUGGCAUUCGGCAUUUUAUACGCCCCUGAUGCACUCUACUCGCCAAAUUUAUCUACCUACUGAAAUAGUUGUGCAAAUCGUCCGCUUUGUGGCUGCAGAUGAAGCCCACCGUCAAGAGGCGCUGUACGCAUGCUGCUUAGUAUCGCAUCAGUGGUAUUCCGCAGCCGUCUCCUUUCUGUAUGAAAAGCCCCGGCUACAUAUCGGAAACUCUUUCCAGCAGUUUGUAUCAACUUGCUCAGGAGUCGGUGGACGGAGGAAUAAAUUGAAUCUGGGAAGUUUUGUCCGCCGCCUGGAUCUCAGUCGCCUGGUGCACCAUAGCUCCAACAGCGUGACUGCUAGACUGCUUGGUCGAGUCAAGGAGAACCUGGAAGUUUUCCUGGCUCCAAGAGUGUCAUUUGCUGUCAACAGCCUUCCUGCUCUGUCAAAAUGCACGAAUCUCCGUUAUCUUGAUCUUUCUCUGGUUGCGGAUCCGAUUCCCUUCGCCAAUCUCAAGAAAGCGUUAAGUCGUCUGCCGCGACUACGUACCCUUCGACUUCCCCGUUCAACCAAUCUCGAUGUCCCGGACUCAUCACGAACAGAAUGGCCUCCUCUCCUUCAUAAACUGCAACUGAGCGGUCACUUCUCAGCCACCACGAUCCCCUCAUUUUCCUGGCCGCCUGCUCUCACCAGCUUGACUUUGAAGAAUUGCACGGAUUUGUCGGUGACGAGCAUUGCCUGCUUGCUCAGUAGUCCGCAGCUGAGCGAGACUCUAAAGGACCUUACAAUAUCCUAUGCAAAUCGUGGGCUUGAGCCUGGGUCUAUCAACGCUGUGACAGCAUUCCUACCCAACCUGACAUAUCUAAGUGUCCCCGGCGAUAUGGUAGAUGAGACAUUCUUCGAUGUUCUAUACUUCCUGUCGCCUCCUUUGGCUCUUGAAGUGCUCGAGUUCGACAUGCCUCACUUGGACCCAGUACUCCAUUUUGAAACGGCAUCCUUAAUCAUGGCGCUGGACAAAGGCCUGAGUAACGUCUGUUCCGUCGGGUUUUCGGAUAUAUUCUGCACCGACCAGCGCAUUGUCGAAGACGAAGAAGUUGACGAUGUCCUUCAUAAACAUGCUAAGCAGAGAGCUGAACAAGGUGCGCCGACCGCGGUGGACGAAUCUGAAGUCGGAGUAUAUUACAUGUGACUGGCAUGGCUCGGAUUCUAUGAGAUUACAUCUACACGCCGCAGACGACCAUGAUAAUGACUUUUGACCCUGGUACACAGUUACCUCCAUGAUAACAAAAGUGACUUUCGCCAGUGUGAACUUACAGCAUAUCUCUUUACAUUUUAUCCACGUCAUGUACUCUAGACACAGUUGCUUCACAGCUAGAAUGAAUAUAUCAAUAAUAAUGUAUUGCC
This is a messenger RNA of Aspergillus novofumigatus IBT 16806, 1432 nucleotides long. RefSeq names its product F-box domain protein. The record is from RefSeq and is a predicted model, not a curated record. The coding region runs from base 81 to 1217 and encodes 378 amino acids. The transcript has 2 exons. Lineage: Eukaryota; Fungi; Ascomycota; Eurotiomycetes; Eurotiales; Aspergillaceae.